Molecule: messenger RNA, 4428 nt
Organism: Girardinichthys multiradiatus
Lineage: Eukaryota; Metazoa; Chordata; Actinopteri; Cyprinodontiformes; Goodeidae
Gene: kpna3
Product: karyopherin alpha 3 (importin alpha 4)
Exons: 17
Coding region: 128-1693 (521 amino acids)
Biological process (GO): NLS-bearing protein import into nucleus
Cellular component (GO): nucleus; nucleoplasm; cytoplasm
Molecular function (GO): nuclear import signal receptor activity; protein binding
Source: RefSeq, a predicted model, not a curated record
CUCCUCCCCUCACUGUGCGAGCUGUUACCUCCCCCUCCUGAGGAACUACCAGCAGCAGCACAGGCGCCGCCGUGCCUUUGACGGAGCAGAUACAGUAAGCCGGAGUCAGAGCUACACCCGCACAGCCAUGGCAGACAACGCCGGCUUGGAAAACCACCGUAUCAAGAGCUUUAAAAACAAGGGGCGUGAUGUCGAGACUAUGAGAAGACAUCGAAAUGAGGUGACAGUAGAGUUGAGAAAGAACAAACGAGAUGAACAUUUACUGAAGAAGAGAAAUGUCCCUCAGGAGGAGAGUCUGGAGGAUUCUGAUGUCGACUCCGACUUUAAAGGGCAAAAUGUUACACUUGAUGCAAUCUUACAGAAUGCAACCAGUGACAAUGCAGUUAUACAGCUCAGUGCAGUGCAAGCAGCCAGAAAACUUCUCUCCAGUGACAGAAACCCUCCUAUUGAUGACUUGAUAAAGUCUGGGAUCCUGCCCAUUUUAGUCAAAUGCUUGGAGAGGGAUGACAAUCCUUCACUUCAGUUUGAGGCAGCUUGGGCUCUGACCAACAUCGCCUCUGGGACAUCAGCACAGACUCAGGCUGUGGUUAAAUCAAACGCAGUGCCCUUGUUCCUGCGGCUGCUACACUCUCCCCACCAGAACGUUUGUGAACAGGCUGUAUGGGCUUUAGGAAAUAUUAUAGGUGAUGGUCCACAGUGCAGGGAUUAUGUCAUCUCCCUGGGUGUAGUGAAGCCUCUGCUCUCUUUCAUCAACCCAUCAAUCCCCAUCACCUUCCUCCGCAAUGUUACCUGGGUCAUUGUUAACCUCUGCCGCAACAAGGAUCCACCUCCGCCCAUGGAGACUGUGCAAGAGAUUCUGCCUGCUCUCUGUGUGCUAAUAUAUCACACUGAUAUAAAUAUACUUGUCGACACAGUGUGGGCGCUGUCCUAUCUGACGGACGGAGGAAACGAACAGAUCCAGAUGGUCAUUGAUUCUGGAGUUGUUCCAUUACUUGUGCCUCUCCUUAGCCACCAGGAGGUGAAGGUUCAGACGGCAGCUCUGAGGGCAGUUGGAAACAUAGUGACGGGAACAGACGAGCAGACCCAGGUGGUUCUUAACUGCGAUGUUCUCUCUCACUUCCCCAAUCUUCUCACCCAUCCUAAAGAAAAGAUUAACAAGGAAGCUGUUUGGUUCUUGUCCAACAUCACAGCUGGGAACCAGCAGCAGGUCCAAGCUGUCAUCGAGGCCGGGCUAAUUCCUAUGAUCAUCCACCAACUGGCUAAGGGUGACUUUGGCACUCAGAAGGAGGCAGCUUGGGCUAUCAGCAACCUCACCAUCAGUGGGAGGAAAGACCAGGUGGAGUUCCUGGUGAAGCAGAACGUCAUCCCUCCGUUCUGUUACCUGCUGUCGGUGAAGGACUCCCAGGUGGUGCAGGUUGUACUGGACGGCCUCAAGAACAUCCUCAUUAUGGCUGGAGACGAAGCCAGCACAAUUGCUGAAAUCAUAGAGGAGUGCGGAGGUUUGGAGAAAAUAGAAAACUUGCAGCAACACGAGAAUGAAGAUAUCUACAAAUUAGCCUUUGAGAUCAUUGAUCAGUACUUUUCAGGAGAUGAUAUUGAUGAAGACCCUAGCUUGAUCCCUGAAACCACUCAAGGAGGAACCUUCAACUUUGACCCUGCACCCAACAUGCAAACAAAGGAAUUCAAUUUCUAAAAAAAAACAGGAUGGUACGGUUCCACCAGUUGCACGGGUACCUUGUAAUCAUCGCAGACACUCAUCCAUCUCCCCCAACAAUCUUGGCAACCCGGUACCGAAGGAUUCUUUAAACACCAGUCUCGCCACUAAAGGAUUCUAAUCACAGCCACUUCUGCACUGUGGGGAGCUUUUUCUUUGUCUUUUUUUUUUUUUUUUUUUCCUUCUAGUGCAACUCUUCAUAGGAGCCCUGGUUGUUCAUCUGGCACCCUGCAUGAGGAGAACUGUCAGUGCUGCCAGUGCUAUCACUCAAAGGUAAAAUCAGAUGGAGGAAAAAGCCUUCUUGGCAAGGUUGAAAUUGCCAAAUGUCAAGUCUUCACAAAGACAAAAACACAAGCACAUUUUCAGAUACAACCACGUACACACACACACUCUCUCCCACAUUUAUAUAUAAAUGUAUAGAAAUACAUAUAUAUGUAUGCACACUUUUCAACAAUUUAAGAUUUAUGUGCAUACUUCUGUUAGAAGCCGUCAUAUCGCAUCUGGGGAAGAAAUACUGCUGUUAGUUUGUGGUUUCAUUUUACGCUUUCCCUCUCCUGGGUUGUCCUCGGCUAUAACCUCACCGCUGCACACAAGCGAACGCACACACAGAAACACAAGCGCAGACCUGAACACACAAGAUCACAAUGUUUGCUGAUGACCAGACGCACCCCUCUUUCACUCACUGAGAAGAGAUGAUUCCUGAUCUAUGCCAUGAUUUCCACGGACCCCCUCCUCUCUGUCCUCCAAGGAGGGUCCUUGGGGAGGUGUGAAAGGGCUCAACGGUAGAACAAGGAACAGCAGAGGAAUUCAUGGCAAACUGACAAGACUUCUGACUGAACUUUCUGUUUUCUUGGUGUGACCUCUGUUGACGUAUAUAAAACUUUAAAGAAAUUCAUCAAAUGUGAAGAAAACGCCAUAUUUUUUUCCCCCUCAACACAUAACAGUUGUAAGACAUGUUAACGUCCUGCUUCAGAUCCAGAGGAGCUUCUUUUUUUUUUUUUUUUUGUCAAAGGAUGUAAAUUUCUGUCAUCAGGCGGGUGAUGAAGGCGCAGAGACUUUCAAAAAGAGGGAGCACAUCAGCUUUUUCAUUCACCCCUGCCCCCAGGACACUCAUAUCCUACCCUGUACCCUGCAAACUGUUUUCCCCCUGAACUCCUCCUGUAAUGUGAAAAAUCUAAUCUGAGGGGGAUUGUCCAUCAAAAACCUUCAAGCUGAAAUGUUCAGAAUCAAACCAUGAGGUUAUUUUUAGCUUCUUUUUUUUCAUAAAAAACUAAAAUCUCAUUUUGAAUAGAUUAAUUUCACAUUUCAGCUUGGUCUGGUAUAAUCUGUGGCAUUUCUUUGUGUUUUAUUGGUUUGAUUUUCCUCCAGUCUUAUGCACACAAUCGAAAGGCACAGUGAUGUCUGGACGGCAGAAAAGGGACCUAUGCUCAUUGAAUACUAGACUCAUACAGAGUGCAGGUCCUGAUCUUUAUAGUGUAACUACUUUUUUGAUUAAGAGGUCACAUGUCAUCAAUCGAUUUGAAUAAUUGUAAAAAAACAAAAAAAACAAUGUGAUGUGUAUCUCUCCUUACCGCCUAACAAAUAUAUGACUAUAUUUACAUAAAGCCUGUACAAAGCUGCUGCAGCUGACGGUCAUUGGAUGGUUGAUAACUGUCCCAGAUGGCUGGGGAGGUUUUUUUUUUUUUGUUAUUGGAAGCAAUAUUUUUUUGUUUUAUUGUUUCUAUUUUUAACUUGCAGAUGUAUUGUAAUUACAUGCUGUUGAAUUGGAGUAGGCCGGGUUUUUGUUCGUCUUGUUUUUACCACUUCGCGGUGACGGCUGUUUGAAAGUGUACCGUCCCACGUUCCAGUUGGUGUUUAGAUCCGGGGCUACCGGGUACUAACUUUAAAUCCGACCCCUUGCCCCGGACUUGUAGAUGAUCCGCUGGUUGGCUGCUAACUAUUGCGCUUAAAGGGGAGGGUGUUCAGAGCAGCGACUAGAUCACAGUGGGGCUUUAAAUAUCUGGUAGGGCUGUUUAAAAGCAGCCAGGACAUGUUUUUUGGGACUAGCUAAUAUUACUGAACAAAAGUAUAGAGAAAGGUGUACAGUCAUGAACUAGCAGACUAGACCGAGCCACUUUAAAGAUUUACAAUUUUGUUGCCUUGUAUCCGAUCUGGAUACAAGCUUAUGUUUGCAAGAUUUUUACUUGCUAAUAAAAAGCUGUUUUAAGUGAAAUAACAAGAGGAAAAAAAGAAGCAACAGACAGCGUUUUGGCCUCUGAUUGUUUGUAUCUUUUUAUAAAUUUUAGAUUGAAUUCUUCUCUUUAAGGUGGCUCAUUGAUGCUUUCAGCUCUUGUGCAUAUUAAAGACGAUAAUGAGUUGAGAAAUUGUUGUGCCUUUUGUUUUUCAUUUUGAAUACAAAUAGAUUUUUCUGAAGAGGAAAAAAAACGGAGCAACUGGAGAAUCUUCACAUGGGGCAAUUUGUCGCCUCUCUACUGUUGGAGUUUGCCAUGAGGAAUGGUCAGUGCAGCUGUCAAAAACAGUUUCCUUUCAUAUCUUUACCCAUUGAACAAUGUACUACACCAUUCCUACCCUCCCCGACACCACAAAACUCACUCAUUUUGCCAUAAUUUCAGUUCACAGAUUGUGGUUUCCUUUCUGAUCUCGCCCUCAGGACACUGUGAACGUCUGUGUUUCUGGUUCCAACCAAAAUAAACUUGCUGUUUAGCUGUUCAAAG